AUCACCGCCAUCAAUGGAACCAACAGCCAAGGAUAACACAAAUGCAACCAUCCUCCUCAUGGGGCUCCGUCGAGGUGGGAAAUCUUCUAUCUGCAAAGUCGUUUUCCACAACAUGCAGCCUUUAGAUACGCUCUACUUGGAAAGCACGUCGAAGCCCACCACCGAGCAAUUCUCAUCACUUAUCGACUUAUCGGUGAUGGAACUCCCGGGACAAUUAAACUACUUUGAGCCAAAUUACGACAGUGAGCGGUUGUUUAGUAGUAUCGGUGCGUUGGUGUACGUGAUCGACUCGCAGGAUGAGUACCUUAACGCCUUGACUAACUUGUCGAUGAUUAUUGAGUUUGCAUACAAGGUGAACCCCAAAAUCAAUAUCGAAGUGUUGAUCCACAAGAUCGAUGGAUUAAGUGAAGAUUACCGAAUAGAUGCUCAGAGGGACAUCAUGCAGCGGACUGGGGAUGAAUUGUUGGAUUUGGGGUUGGAAGGUGUCCAAGUGUCAUUCUACUUGACGUCAAUUUUCGACCAUUCGAUAUACGAAGCGUUUUCCCGGAUAGUCCAGAAGUUGAUUCCCGAGUUGCCUUCACUUGAGAACAUGCUUGACAAUUUGGUCCAGCAUUCAAGCAUAGACAAGGUUUUCUUGUUUGAUGUCAAUUCCAAGAUUUACGUUGCUACAGACUCGUCACCGGUUGAUAUCCAAACCUAUGAGGUAUGUGCUGAAUUCAUUGAUAUAACUAUAGACUUGGAUGACUUGUAUGUUGAGAAUGAAAGAACGAAGGGAGCCGUCGCCAGUGGAAGAGACAAGGAGCUUAAAUCAAUCAGUCACUUGUCCAACGGGUCCAUACUAUAUUUAAAACAAAUGAUUAGAGGAUUGGCUUUAGUUGCAUUGAUACGAAAUGAUGAUGUUAGAAAGGGAAGCACCGACACCAAUCAAGACAAAUCAUUAGCGAUUAUUGACUACAACGUUAAUUUAUUCAAGCAAUCUUUAAUUAAAAUCUGGAAGAAUUCAAGAUUAGAACAGCCAACGCCAAACGGAGGAGUAGCCGACCAACUCGCAUGAGCAGUAAAUACAUAUAUAUACUUACACGUAUAUACAUGUACACACAUGUAUACACACAUAUAUACACACUUUUAAUUCAACCAAAUCGCCCGACGUGACAAAACUAAAAAUGUGUAGUUUCACUUCAAAGAAGUAUUAGUGUAAAUCAAAAAUUAAAAGAUCCACACUUUCCAGUCCAAACCAGCGAUUCCCGAAAGAAUCACCUGAUAAGAACCAUAAGCGGAAAGUUGGCAAGAUGGUAUCAUGACGCGGUGCAAUGUCUCUGAUACCCCACGAUCACAAGACUACUUGAUCUCUUGUGAUAUCUCUAGGUAAGUAU
Molecule: messenger RNA, 1373 nt
Organism: Spathaspora passalidarum NRRL Y-27907
Lineage: Eukaryota; Fungi; Ascomycota; Pichiomycetes; Serinales; Debaryomycetaceae
Exons: 1
Coding region: 14-1054 (346 amino acids)
Biological process (GO): cellular response to amino acid stimulus; cellular response to starvation; positive regulation of TOR signaling
Cellular component (GO): fungal-type vacuole membrane; nucleus; Gtr1-Gtr2 GTPase complex
Molecular function (GO): GTPase activity; GTP binding
Source: RefSeq, a predicted model, not a curated record